Messenger RNA from Theileria equi strain WA, 1785 nucleotides. RefSeq lists its product as hypothetical. Lineage: Eukaryota; Apicomplexa; Aconoidasida; Piroplasmida; Theileriidae. Gene Ontology annotation, molecular function: protein binding. The transcript is spliced from 2 exons. The record is from RefSeq and is a predicted model, not a curated record. The coding region runs from base 1 to 1785 and encodes 594 amino acids.
AUGCCAGAAAUAGACUGUGAGAUCGGUCAACGCGUUCUUUACUCCGGCCAUGUUGGUACUAUACGGUGGAAAGGGAAGGUUAGCGAUUCCCUCGAGAUUGGCCUGCGGAGCAAAAAGACACAACUUGGUUACAUUGACAUGACAGGAGAACAAGAAUCUGUCCACUUACCCAGGGAUUCUCAAGACGCAGAGGACGUAGAUUCCGUGUCUCAAACUGUGGAGGUCCUGGGAAUUGAAUGGGACAAUUGUCAUUUGGGAAGUUAUGAAGGCACAGAAUACUUUAAAUCUGAAAGACUUGAACGUCUAAAAGCGGUAAAGAGUGAGAUUGAAAGGGUGUACAAGGGGACCUUUCUUGAAGGGGCAUGCACUCAAGACAUUCUAGUUGAGAAUUAUAGACCGUGUUCUUUUAUUCUUCCAGAAGUACAAGAUGGAAUAUCCUUUUCAGAAGCUAUAAGGGAACGUUACUUGACAGAUUCCGAGCCUACAGAAUCCCUGGGUUCCGCGGAAUUUGUAGGACGUGAUAAGGCUGUAGAGUUUUUUAGUCAGCUAACAAAUUUAUAUACAGUUGGUCUAUCAGGGUCUAAUAUAAGCAGACUUGGUGAUUGCUCUGAAUUCAAAUUUUCAAGGGUAAAGGAGCUUUACCUGAGUGCGUGCCUCCUAUACAAGUGGUCCACUGUUGCCGAUAUUCUGGAGCUUUUCCCGAAGCUUGAGCUUUUGGAUCUUUCUGGAAAUUUAUUCCAGAGUUUUUCUGAUAAUAAAACCACCUCUAACACGUCUGGUAACUCACCAGCCGAAAUGCACCAGAGUUUGAACACUCUGAUUUUGAACCGGACAAUGAUGUCUUUUAAGGAAGCCAUAUCUCUGGCUAAGACAUUUCCAUCUUUAAAAUCUCUCUCUCUUGUCAGCAAUGCGUAUACUAAUCUUGAAAUUAAAGAUGUAGUAGCAGGUCCAACUAGUUUGGAUCUGAGCUCCAACUACGUUUGGAGUUGGUCUUGUAUAUUCAAACUCAUUACCAAAUUUAUCUCGCUGAAUACCUUGAUUUUGAGCGGUAAUAAGCUCUCAAAUUUGGUGUCGGAGGGAAAGACGGAUUUGUACCAAGGGGCGCUGGAAAUUGCAGGAUCUAUAACUGCAUAUUCUGGGAUAGAGGAACUGCACAUCAACGAUAAUUUGAUUGCAGACUGGGAUACUAUUACUUCAAUAUCUGCAAUAUUUCCAAAUUUGCGCAUUUUGCGGUUCAAAUUACAUACUGAAGAACAAUCAUCUUCGCUGCAAAAUGUGCACAGACAGGUGAUAAUAUCGAUAUUCCCGAGAUUAAAGGUUUUAAACGGCUCUGAAAUCUCGGACUAUGAAAGAAUCAACGCAGAGAGAUACUACUUGACAUUAUCGGACUCUCUCUACUUUAAAUCUACAGAGAGGAGAUUUGGCGAUUCACAGACUCACAGAGAGCGUCUCGAGCCUUUACACGGAAAAAGAGAGGUAAAGAAGACUGUACAGGAAAUGAGCACUGUGAAAACUAUCAAACUCUGUUUAGUUCCGGAUGCAGACUCUGAGAGUUUUGCCAAGGAACCAAUACACAAAAAGGUCCCUUCAAGGGCUACGGUUCGAGAUCUGAAGAUCCUUUGCAGCCGACUAUUUGGGAUAGCGCUUGCGGACAUUGUCUUGGUCUACAAUGACGGUAACAUGCCCCUGUGUGAGCGGAUGGACGAUGAAGAAGCCGAACUCCAACAGUAUGGAAUCAGCAAUGACUACCAAAUUCGUAUUCAGAGUAGACAAACACAAUUUUAA